UAAAAGGUCUGGCUUCCUGCGCGCGCUCUCUCUCUCUAAUUAGUGCGCGUGGACCUCUGAGUGAAGGUGGAGGCUUUUGCUCUUCGCUGCCGCGCGGCUCUGGAGCAGCUUGUUCAAUGGAAACUUUGAAAAACACAGUAAAAUAUGUGCCCCUUUACUAAAAUACUUUAAAGUACACGAUGCUGCCGAACUCUCCCGAUGUCUGACGGGGUAGAGGAAAACGAAGGCGGUGGGAGAGCACAUCUGUCGGAGUCUCCCUCGCCGCCUCUCUCUGUCAGUCUUCCCCGAGGAUCUCCUUCCUCUUCGCGGCCCCUGGACUUCUUCUCCUCAGCCUCUCCACUGCUUGGGGAAUCGGACCCGCCUUUUCUUGCCUCCUCAGAGUGUCUGCACCCGUCCCCAGAGAGCCGGGAACUCGGGGGCUCCACAUAUUUCACGCCGCCAAAGUUCCGCCAGGAUGCCGCGGAAUCCGGGUGUACCUCUUGCUCGCGGCCGGAUGUGCGUAUAGAUGUCGGAUACGAACAGCGCGAUGACCCGUUUCCCAUGUGGAGAGGACGAAGCUCGGAAAGCACUGAGCGCCUUCAGCACCGUGGACAGAGACCCCACAGGGCUCCGGAGCUCUCAGACUACGGGAACCACUUCUCUGCUGAGCAUAUAGACACCGAGUUCAGCUCAGAUACCCGGCAAUCGGUAGAGGCCAUGCAUCGCCGGCACACCACGCUGAGGGAAAAGGGGCGUCGCCAGGCAGUGCGGGGUCCUGCCUACAUGUUUAAUGAGCGCGGUUCUGCUCUCACUGCAGAGGAGGAACGCUUUUUAGAUGCUGCAGAGUAUGGAAACAUUCCUGUGGUGCGCAAAAUGCUAGAAGAGUCCAAAACACUGAACUUCAAUUGUGUGGACUACAUGGGCCAGAAUGCUCUACAACUGGCAGUGGGCAAUGAACACCUGGAAGUGACUGAGCUGCUGCUGAAAAAGGAUGGUCUGGCAAGGAUCGGGGACGGCCUGCUUCUGGCCAUCUCCAAAGGCUAUGUCCGAAUAGUCGAGGCCAUUCUCGCCCAUCCCGCUUUUGGUGGAGGUCUUCGUCUCGCUUUGAGCCCUCUAGAGCAAGAGAUGCGAGAUGAUGACUUUUAUGCAUACGAUGAGGAUGGAACCCGUUUCUCACAUGACAUCACACCCAUCAUUUUGGCAGCUCACUGCCAAGAGUAUGAGAUUGUGCACAUCCUUUUGACGAAUGGGGCCCGCAUAGAAAGGCCUCAUGACUACUUCUGCAAAUGCUCAGAAUGUGUGGAGAAACAGAAGAAGGACUCCUUCAGUCACUCACGCUCCAGGAUGAAUGCAUAUAAGGGUCUGGCCAGUGCAGCUUACCUGUCGCUCAGCAGUGAGGACCCUGUGCUCACAGCUCUUGAGCUCAGCAAUGAACUGGCAAGACUCGCCAACAUCGAAACAGAGUUUAAGAAUGACUACCGUAAGUUGUCCAUGCAGUGUAAAGACUUUGUGGUGGGCGUGUUGGACCUUUGUCGAGACACAGAAGAAGUUGAGGCCAUUCUGAACGGUGAUGUGGAUCAGUGCCCACCGAGCCCCUACAACCGACCCUGCCUCAGCCGCAUCAAGCUGGCCAUCAAAUAUGAAGUGAAAAAGUUCGUUGCACAUCCCAACUGCCAGCAGCAGCUGCUGACCAUUUGGUAUGAAAACCUACCCGGCCUGAGGCAGCAGUCCAUUGGCGUAAAGUGCUGGACAGUCCUGGGGGUGACUGUAGGUCUACCGUUCCUGGCUAUCGCCUACUGGAUAAUGCCAUGUAGCAAGCUCGGUCAGAUUCUGCGCAGUCCCUUCAUGAAGUUUGUGGCUCAUGCUGUUUCCUUCACCCUGUUCCUUGGCCUGCUGGUCGUCAAUGCUUCAGACCGUUUUGAAGGUGUGAAGAACCUGCCCAACGAGACCAUCACAGACCACCCCCGACAGGUGUUCAGGGUCAAAACCACCCAGUUUUCAUGGACAGAGAUGCUGAUCAUGAAGUGGGUGUUAGGUAUGAUUUGGUCAGAAUGUAAGGAGAUUUGGAGCGACGGUCCCAGGGAGUACAUCAUGCACCUUUGGAACGUUCUGGACUUUGGCAUGUUGUCCAUCUUUGUGGCGUCCUUCACGGCUCGCCUCAUGGCAUUCCUGAAAGCAUCUAAGGCCCAGCAGUAUGUAGACCUGCAUGUACCAGAUGAAGACCUCAGUAAUGCCUCACUACCCGAUGAAGUGGCUUACUUCACUUACGCCAGGAUCAAGUGGCGCCCCUCUGACCCUCAGAUUAUCUCAGAGGGUUUGUACGCCAUUGCCGUGGUGCUGAGUUUCUCACGCAUCGCCUACAUCUUGCCAGCCAAUGAGAGCUUUGGCCCACUGCAGAUCUCUUUGGGACGGACGGUCAAAGACAUCUUCAAGUUCAUGGUCAUCUUCAUUAUGGUGUUUGUGGCCUUCAUGAUUGGGAUGUUCAACCUCUACUCGUACUACCUUGGGGCUAAAUACAAUCCUGCCUUCACCACGGUGGAGGAGAGUUUCAAGACUCUUUUCUGGUCUAUCUUUGGGCUGUCUGAGGUGAUCUCUGUGGUGCUAAAAUACGACCAUAAGUUCAUAGAGAACAUCGGCUACGUGCUGUACGGAGUCUAUAAUGUCACCAUGGUGGUGGUUCUCCUCAACAUGCUAAUUGCAAUGAUCAACAACUCGUACCAGGAGAUAGAGGAAGAUGCAGACGUCGAAUGGAAGUUUGCCCGCGCCAAGUUGUGGCUGUCCUACUUCGACGAGGGUCGGACCCUGCCUGCCCCAUUUAAUCUGGUUCCCAGCCCCAAAUCGUUCUACUACCUAGUCCUACGCAUCAAAUCAUGCUUGAUUCUGCUGUGCAAGGCCAACGGCCGCCGCCGCAACAAUGAGGUGGAGAUGGGCACGCUCCACUCACAGGCCAAGGAUGAACGGUUUAGGUCUUACGCACAAUCAGGAGAGGAGUUCCUCCAGAGAAAAGCUCAAAAACAUCCCACCAGAUAUCAGAUGAUCAUGAAGCGGCUUAUUAAACGUUAUGUGCUGAAAGCUCAAGUGGACAAAGAGAACGAUGAAGUGAAUGAGGGCGAGCUGAAGGAGAUCAAGCAAGACAUUUCUAGCCUCCGUUAUGAGCUGCUGGAAGAGAAGUCCCAGGCCGCUGGGGAGCUGGCUCUGCUCAUCCAGCAACUCGGUGACAAGUUUGGCAAAAACACCAUGAGACACUGACAGGCCUUGCAAGAGGGGGCGGGAGGAAGGAGGGUGAAAGAAGGAGAAGGUUGGCGGAGAGAGCAGAAUGGGGCCAGGUAGUUCAUGACCUCAGUGGUAAGAGGGGAGACAGUGGAGAGGCAGGAUGGUUAUGUGAAUGGACAAGAUGGAAUAGUUAGACGCUAAAAAGUUUUAAAUUGUGCCGAAUUGAAAUGAGCUACCUUUAGAUAAAACCCAAGUGCUUUGGAUGUAUAGUGACCAAUUAGAGAAGAAUCCUAGAAGAAGAUUGUAACUGCAACUGAGUGUGAGGGUAAAUGGUGAGUUGUAAAGUAAACUCACUAGGAAGGGCUCUGUGUUGACAGCUCAAUUCUAAUUAAAGAGAAAGAGAAGCGAGAAAGGAGAAGAUAGAGACGGGUAAGAAGAAGAAAGUGUGGGGAGAUUUGAAGAGACACCAUGGGGCACAACAGCAAUGCAGUGCAGCAAUGAGUGCCCCCACACCUACUGCCAAGAGAUAUCAGUGUAUCAGCUUAUCACCAAUUUAGAGGAGAGAGGGGAACCCAGCGAAGGGAAGACACUGGGAUAAGCGAGAGGAGGAUGAGAAACUGCCAGUGCCACUCAUAACAGAGAAGCCUGCUUUGUACUAUAUUUUUAAUUUGUCAGAAGACGUUCUGAUGCCUGUCGAGAUAAUGCACACACCUUUAUAAACAAGGCUAUCUAAUUAAUGCAGUUCCAAUUCAUAAUGCACAAUCUAUGAUACAAGUGAAAGAUAUAACAAAAGGCUGGAAGAUAUAUUUAUUGCACUGAUGUUAAAUUCUUUACAGAAAUCACUUAAAAAUGAAACAUUUUUUGUGUCUCAUAGAAAUGAACUGAAUCACAAUUACAACCAGAUAAUUAAGUGUUAGAUGCACUAAGUCAGCAUAAAGAUAAGACAGUUCCCUCAACUGACCUCCCUGAGAUAUUGAUGACCAAAAAGAAAAUGUGCACCUGCUAUACAGCUGGGAAGAUCAAUGUUUUUCUGAUUAAAUGUUUUUCUAGUAGGCCUAUUGGCAUAAAAAUCACACUGUCAAUAGCAACCAAAGUAAUCCCCACAUAUAAAUUAAAACAAAUCAUAUCAAAUCUUGAAGGAUCUAGGGUUUCUUCUACGUACUCUGAUCUUCAAUUGUUUACAUUGAUUUUCAUUUGAGAUUUAGUUGACCGACUUGUCCUUUCUUGCAGCGUUCUUGUUUUGUCUGCAACCAUCUGAGGGUUUUCAUGAUUCUGUGUGUUUGGGAUAAUAUUGCUAAAAGAUCCACCCUCAUUGUAUAUUCAGAUGCUUAUCCAGAAUGUCCGAGUAUAUUUCUUCAUUUAUCCUUGAUUCAUGUUCCGGCAAGUACUAUAUGUUGAAGAAAAGCUCCUCACCGUGACAUUCUCACCUCCUGACUUCACUGGUGGUGUGGUGUUUAUGAGCAAUGUCAUUCCUCCUCCACACAUGGUUUGUUUAACAACAUUCACAGAGUCAAAUUUUGGUCUCAUCCGACCAGAGUAUAUUCUCCUAAUAUUUCAGUGGCUUUCCCAAAGGUUUUGCCACAAACAUUAAAUGUGUUUCAACAUGCUUUUUAUUCAGCAGUGGAGCCUUGUGCAUUCAAUGUGCAAAGGGGCAGGCCAUGCAUAGAAACUUUAUGUUAGUGGUCCUUGGCGUUUUUUCUUUUUCUUUUGACUGCUCUCGCAGAUAUCUUGAAAGUAUGUUGUUUAAGUUUUUUGAUUGUGCUCACUGGAGCAUUCAGAAGUACAAAAAUACAUCUAUAACCCAUGAUAUUAGAGUGUUUUGCAACAGUAAGGGUGUGAAAGUCUGGAGAAGUCCUUGCUUUUCUUAUUGUGAUAUGUUUCUAGUGUGAUAGCUUGGCAAUGAUACAUCUUUACAAUAAAUUAGGUUAGCUGAUAUUAUUUUCCACUGAUAGGAGACGGGAUUUCUUUCUAAAUACUAUUUGUUUGUUUUCCAUGCCUAUUAAAUAAAAGCAGGUGCUUUUAUUUAAGUUUCCUUUUCCCAAGGUCUUCCCACUUCAUUAAACUGAACCUAAGUUACGGACUAAAUUGUCUUGAUUUCUAAAUAUGUUCUAGAGUUGUUAGCAACAUCUGGUGUUAAUUUAAUAUACGUAAAGCUUUAGGAAAUAUCAUUACUAAGAAAAACCUUAAUGUGUUCAGUACUUACUUUUAGUCUUACCUUGCUUAAAAUUUACAUGGACCCCAUUUUCAGAAAAUUACCUGAAAAAAUCAAAACAUGUCGGCAGAGUUGUGUUUGCAGCUUUAAAAUCCCGGAGUCAUUGCUUGAGGGGAAGCAGUGCAUAUGGGAGACGAGAAAACCUCAGAGAUGCUGGAAUUUAUUUCUACAUGCAUUGAUUUGGCUAUAAAGGUGAGACUCUAUUACAGAGGCAGCGUGGAGUCAUUUUAUGGUCUAUUAUUUUCUGUCCCCAAAGACUGAUGCACAGUCUUGAGACUUCAGCAGUGACACUAACAGUCUAUAGGCAAGAGCUAAAUCUCAGCUUAGCAUUAAAAAAUAAAUGUCUAAUUUCAAGUAAUUCAAUCUUUUAGUUAUGCAGUGAUUACUUUGACCUUCACACAAAAAGAUGUUGGCAUGUGGUUUGCCUAAGCAGCUUAAAGAAAAGCAAUUCUAAAAGUUUGUAAUUUAAGGCCUAUUUGUAAUUUAAUUUUUUUAAUAAUCAGUUGAUCAUUAGUUAAGUGCUAAUAGGCUACUUUUUUUGCAUUGAUAGACUUUUAUGGAGAGACCACGAUGUGACCAGCAGCCAUUAAAAUCUGCACAGUAAUAACAGUAGGCGCCCAUGCAAAGAAAAUCAAUAUUUGUCAUAUUUGCAUCUGACAUGCUCAGAUUGUCAUUAUAAAGCCCAUAACAGACACCACUCUUCUAAUAAUGAGAGGGUGACUGAACGUUAUGUCUACAUGAGCACUCUGGUGCUUUUGGUACAAAAUGAGACAUUAACCUCCCUUGGUCAAAUGUAAUAAUAUUUAUUCACCACUUUUACUACGGCACACGUUUGAGCCUUUUCCCAUUGCUACUUUACUCUUUUUGCAGCAGUUUCUCAAUUUUGUGAGGCUGGCAAACAUCUUUCUUGGUUUGAUGUCAUUACUUUUAUUAAACUGUUGAUGAGGAACAAAUCAGAAUUCUUUCUGAUAGACUGAACAUAUAGAAGUAAGUAAUUUCAGCUGCAUACAUUUACUUCAGAGGAUUGUAAGUUAAUUUUGUUUGUUUCACCUUUAUCGCUACAGUCAUGAAAAAUGAGGACACCCCAUUAUAAUUAAAUGUACACAUAUUGAUGUCUAAUCUUUUAUUUUAUUUGUUUUCUUGAAAAAAACAUUAUUUUGUUGCUUGCAAACAUCAAAAAUUACGCUUUGCAAUUACCUGAGUAAAAUGACCCAUUUUACUUGUGAAACAAUAUGUUUUCUAGCUAAGAAAAGGUUAGGACACCAUACCCUCUAACAGCUAAUGUUACAUUCGUUGGCUGAGAGGCUUCUUGCAAACAUCUACCAGUCUCUAACACAGGAAAGUUUGCCCUUCUCCCUUCUCCCACAUGCAAUAAGUUUGAGGGAUUUCUUGCAUGUACAGCAUGUUUCAAUUUAAUUCACAUCAUUUCAAGGAUAUCAAUAUCUGGGAUUUGACUCUGGCCAGGAGCUUCCAUUUUUCAAUUAGUGUCACAUUUUCUGAUACACUGAUACUGAUACUGGUAGAAUUAAUGGUGGAUUCUCUGAUCCAUCCCCAAACCAUGAAACCUCCAGCUCUAUGCUUCAUAGUUGUCCAGAAGCUUCUUUUCUGGAAUGUCAUACGUGGUUUAUGCUAAACAUCUCCUCUGUUUUGGUUUCCAAUAAUCCAGUUUUAGACACAUCUUUCAAAAGAAUGUUAGUCCACAUGACCUGUCCUUUCCAUUCUUUUUCUGUGGAAAACUUUAGUUUGACCUUCAUGUUUUCUUUGAGAGCAAAGCUUGUCUUCUAAUACAUAUUUUUAAGUAAAAUUGAAACCAAUUUUGGUGUCCUCUGCAACAGGAGGACACCAAAUGAAAUUAUGUCAAAAAGGGGUAAAUACUAAAAUGGUGUAACAAUUCCAUCUGUUGUGACGUGUGUGUAACUUUAGUCAUUUUAAUGGGAAUAAAUGAGAGGGUGUCCUUAUAUAUAUAUUCCUCACAAAAAAAAUUGCCAUGUUUAUUACAUUUUACAAAACAAUUUAGGGUUUUUUGUUUAUUUAUAUUACUUGAACUUCUCUGUAUUGUUAGAAAUAAUAUUAAAUAUAUAUAUGCCCAAAUAUCCUCGGAAAAUACAUAGCCUGUAGUAAGGUGUCUUGUUUUUGAUGACUUUAUGCCUAAAUAAUGGCAUCAGGAUAUUUAUCAUAAACUGAGCUAUUGCAAAAUUACAACAAGAAAUCACCUUGGCAAAAUGAAGAAGCCAUUAUUGUUGCUUGUGUCAGCUGCGUAAAGAAUCUGACUGCAUUACGGAAAGAAUCUCUACAGGGAUAAACCUUUUCUGUUUAUGUUUCACUUCUCAGUCCAGUUUUAGUCUCGUAUUCUCUGUAAGUGCCUGCGUUAUUUGUGCCGUGACACAGGUUGUAUGCUAUUUACAAGAAACAGAAGUCUCUUUUUUUGUGAAUUCUGCAACAACUUCUUAAAAUGUUAGUGGAGGUACUUUCCAUUCUGUUGCCAGACCAUUUUAGUAGCAACCUGAGCAGUGAAACAUUGUCAAAUUGUCCAACCAGCUGACAUCUCUAAACAUUUUUUUUUUUUUUUUUGGGAAAAUUCAAACAUUUUCUUACCCGAUCAGCAUUGACUGGCUAUAAUCUGAGAUAAAGUAGCUCUUUAGUUUUAAAGCACAACAUCAAUUUAAUUUUCUUGAUAAAUGACAUUAUCUGCUAGGGAUAGGGGUUCUUCUCUUCUGUAAAAUAUUCAUCCUUUACAGAGUUAAAGCCUUUCACCCACCAGCAGAACCAGGCUCAGAAGACCCAGAGUUUCUAUCUGAUCGAAUGGCUAAUGCACAGCUUCAUUUUUUACCUGCAGUAACUGCACUGGUUUCACAUAAACAAAUGUUAUUUAGAGUCCAGUAUUCUUUUAGAUAGGUCAAACUUUUAGAUAAGUAGGUUUAACUCAAAAGUGUCUUUAUAUAGUUAUGUCGUGUGAAAGCUGCUGAUUAGUCCGUUUUUUGUUUUUGGUUUAUAAAAUAAGACAAACAAUAAAAUUUCCCCUUGAGAAGGUUUUAUGAUUCCUAUACAAACAAAUGAUCUGAAAUACUGUAUUUUUGACUUGUACACAAGAAAUACUCACCAAAAUCUUGUACUGUAUAUUGUCAUAUUUUUGAUCCUUGAAUUAAAUAGAAU
Girardinichthys multiradiatus is the source of this 8557-nucleotide messenger RNA. RefSeq names its product transient receptor potential cation channel, subfamily C, member 7b (gene trpc7b). The transcript is spliced from 12 exons. Bases 199 to 3228 code for a protein of 1009 amino acids. Gene Ontology annotation, biological process: calcium ion transmembrane transport; regulation of cytosolic calcium ion concentration; manganese ion transport. The record is from RefSeq and is a predicted model, not a curated record. NCBI's taxonomy places the organism in Eukaryota, Metazoa, Chordata, Actinopteri, Cyprinodontiformes, Goodeidae. Gene Ontology annotation, cellular component: membrane; cation channel complex. Gene Ontology annotation, molecular function: protein binding; store-operated calcium channel activity; inositol 1,4,5 trisphosphate binding.